Molecule: messenger RNA, 1011 nt
Organism: Cladocopium goreaui
Lineage: Eukaryota; Dinophyceae; Suessiales; Symbiodiniaceae
Source: the annotation of a GenBank genome assembly
AUGGAGCCCGCCACGGCCUCCGCCUCUGCGUGGCUCACGGUGCUGGGCCUCAGUGGCGAGGCGGUGGUGGGCGCUGAGCAGAGGCCCUUGGUGCAGAUCCCAAUGGAGCCCAGCCACAGCGUGAAGCAGAUCAAGGGCUGGAUCGGAUCUAAGGAUCCAGAGCUCUUUGCGCUGAUGUAUGAUGGCCGAAAGCUGAGGGACAAGGAGACCUGUUCCAGCCUGGGCUGGAAAGACGAGGUAACACUUUACUUGGUGGUGCAAUGCUGCGACUUUGCAGAUCAAAUUGCCCCGCGGCGCCGCAUCGUGUCCAAGGAGGAGUACACCAGGAGAACCACACCUCGGAAGUGGCUGAACUUCAUCGUUUAUGCGCCCAGGCCAUACCUCUUCUUGGGGAACUACGUGAACCGCGGCAUCCAGGGCAGCGAUGUCUUGGUGACGCUCAUGGCCUACAAGUGCCAGUUUCCGGAGAAGCUUUACAUGCUACGGGGCCGCCACGACUGUCGCCAGAUUGCCCGCAUGUCGGAGUUCUAUGAGGAGGUCUGUCGCCUUUACAGCCGAAAACUCUGGAGGUCAUUUAUCGAUGUCUUGAACCAUUUACCCCUUUGCGCUCGGGUCAACGGGCGCGUUUUCUGUGUUUCCGGUGGCAUCUCGCCGGAGUUGCGACACUUGGAACAGAUCAACGAGUUGCAUCGACCGCUGGAGGUGCCAGAGGAAGGGUUGCUAACUGACCUGCUGUGGUCCGAUCCUACGGACUGCCAGGGCUGGGGGCCCAGCGACCGGGGGUUGUCCUACACUUUUGGCCAGGAUGUUUUCGAGGAAUUUUGUGAAACAAAUCAUAUUGAGCUCAUGGUGCGUGGGAUGCAACUCUCUCAGCAUGGUUAUGAGUAUUUCUUCCAACAGCGGCUGGUGAACGUUUUCACAUGCGCUAAUUACAUGGGUGAGUGGGACAACCGGGCAGCAGUGAUGCUGUUGGAUGAGGACUUGCAACACAAAUUCUGGGUGCUGCCCUGA